Molecule: messenger RNA, 1692 nt
Organism: Closterium sp. Naga37s-1
Lineage: Eukaryota; Viridiplantae; Streptophyta; Zygnematophyceae; Desmidiales; Closteriaceae
Source: the annotation of a GenBank genome assembly
AUGUUGGGCUGUGGUUCGGUUUGCAGGUUCACCUCGGGCGGUCAGGCUUGGGACCUCUGCUUCCCGAAGCAGAAGUUCCAACUCCUCCUCGUCCUCCUCAGCCCCUGCUUCCAACAUCCCCUCUCUUUUGGGCUGCCUCCUCGCCGCCUUCCGCGCCUUCCCGCAUCAGCCUCUCUGCAGUCCUCGCGUAGGCGCUCGCACCAGUGCGGCGCCGAUUUGAGCCGCGUGUUCCUCCUCGUCGCCCUCUCCCGUUCCCACGCCGUCCGCCGCGGCUGCUGCCGCGUCCCACGCGGAUUCCCCGCGUGGCUCUUCCUCCACCCGCCCCCGCACGUUCGUUCUGACGCGCAGCGUCCGCCUCGUCCUCGCUUUGUCGGCGCGCUGGCGUCGGCUGCGGUAGUCUCGGGGGUGAUGGACCCAUCUGCUCGGCGGGAUCUGGAGCUGGAGGGCUCUGCGGAGAGCGCGCUGCCGGAGCCUGCGCCUGCCGGGCAUCGUCCGCGUGUCACUGCGCACCCCUCCGCGAGCGAGCCCGUCCGCCGCUUCGAACGGGUGCUAACUCUUCCCCAUCGGCCAGCCGCGCGCCCCACCUCGCCGGAGUAUUCGUGGGCCCCUGCCCGCGUUGCGUCAAACCGCCCAGACGGUCAGCCGCGGCAGGAGCGUGGGCGCUCGCCUCCGCAUCAGCCUCCUCGGCAGCCCUCUCCUCGCCGUCCAUCUCCUGAGCGUCGCGAAGCUCAUCAGCGCAGGGAGGGCGAUCAGAGAUCCCCUGCGCGUCCUCGUUCUCCUCGCCGCCCAUCUCCACGUGGUCGGGCAGGCCAGCGCUCACCCCGAGCGCGAUCCCCCGCGCAACGCUCUCCGCGGCGAUCUCCGGCGACGCGGGGGAGGGGGUCGCCUGGACGUCGUUGGGAUUCGGGCCGACGCGAGCAGUCCUCUACGCGUCCGCACUCGGCUGGUUCCGGAGGUCGGCGGGCCCGGCGGAAUGGCGGUGGGCGCGGCGGAAAUGGUGGCGGGCAGGAUCCUGCCCUCGAUCGUGCCACGAAUGCGUUUGCGGAAGUGGUGCGGCAGGCGCGGGCGAGUGGGGAGCCGACUCAUGUCCACAUAGAGGUGACCAACGGUCCUCCCUUCGCCGCGGACCCAGUCCAGGUGGCUCCUCUGCGCGCGCCGACGCUGCGCGAAUAUCUCCCCGCGCGGGAGGGGAGGGCUCAGUUCCGCACCCCUCGUCAGGUCCCAGGCUUCUCCGCGCCACGCUUCUCUGUUGGCCGGACUCCUGGCUGGCCGUCGGCGUUCCCGCGCGCAGCACCGACUGUACCUCCCCCCAGUCACGUGGGGAGAGACCCCAUGCUGACCAUGUGCCGGAUUCUGAAUCUGGCGGAGGCGUGCGAGGUUGUGGCGAACUUGCAGCUGGCGGUGUGUGGGGCCACGCGGAAUUUUCCGAGCAGUUACGGUCCAGGAUCCCGAGGGUCCUGCGUGUCUUUGGCAGAAUCGCUCGAGUCGCCGUUGGCACCAGUGUCGGAAGCGCCCGCCGGGGUAGCUCCCUUAGCGCGUACCUUCCCCCGCCACGUGGGGGAUCUUGUAGAGGCGGCUCGAGCCGGGACCCCUGUGGACACACUUCAGUCGUCGGCGCAUCUCCUCCUUGCGGUGUCGGCGUGCAUGCGCUCGAUGCUGGAGGUGGAGGGGGCGGAGCCGUACACGAUGUAG